AGUGAGAUUGUGGGAUGGGGAGGUUGCUAGGCAGUAGAGACACACACCUGCUGGCCGCCCUUCUCCUUCACCUGUGGUUGGGCUCAGGCACGUGCCCCUGUGAAAACCCCGAGCUCUGCAAUCCCAUCUCUGAAAGCAGAGAGUUUGAGGUGCGCAGGAACAAGGUCCCUUAUGGGAACCAUGUGGGGGUCUUUGUAUUUGAUGUUGGCGGGAAGACUUGGAAGCUCUAUGACUGGUCGCAAAUUACGACAGUGGCGACUUUCGGAAAAUAUGACCCUGAGCUCAUGUGCUACGCUCAUUCGAAAGGAUCCAGAGUAGUUUUAAAAGGGGACAUACCUCUGAAGAAAAUUGUUGACCCUGCUGCCAGGACAGCCUGGAUAAACCAGCAGGUGGCCCUGGCCAAAAGGCAGUACAUGGAUGGAAUCAAUAUAGACAUCGAGCAACAGGUUAAAAAGUAUUCGGCCAAAUAUUAUGCAGUGACAGCUUUGGUUAAAGAAAUGACGGAAGCAUUUCACAAAGAAAUUCCAGGAUCACAGGUAACUUUUGAUGUACCCUGGUGUCCAGAAUGCAUAUACAGAAGAGUAUACAACUAUACUGGGAUAGCUAAUUCCUGUGAUUUCGUGUUUGUGAUGUCUUAUGAUGAACAGAGUCAGAUGUGGUCACACUGCAUACUAGGAGCUAAUGCUGCAUACAACCAAACCUUAGCUGGCUAUGACAAUUAUAUUCGCAUCGGCAUUAAUCCCAAAAAGCUUGUGAUGGGUGUUCCAUGGUAUGGCUAUGAUUAUACCUGCCGAGGUUUAUCUAAGGACCAUGUUUGUUCCGUUGCAAAAAACCCCUUCCAAGGGCCUCCAUGCAGUGAUCCUGCAGGACACCAAGUGCCCUACAAAGCAAUAAUGAAGCAGAUACUUCCCAGAUCACUGUCUGGGAUCCUGUGGGAUAAGGAACAGAAAGCUCCAUAUAUGGAAUACAAGGACCCACAGGGUGCUUUUCACCAAGUGUGGUUUGAUGAUCCCAGGAGCAUUUCUCUGAAGGCAGCCUAUGUGAAAAAACGUGGUUUACGAGGUAUUGGCAUGUGGCAUGCGGAUUGUCUCAGCUACUCCGGAGACUAUGCAGAACGAGAGCAGACUGCAGCAAUGUGGGAGGCCUUGAAACCAAAGUGACUUUAUGAAAAUGUGGGUUAAAAUUUGGACAGCUGUGAAUGGCUACUUUCCUUCAUGGGCAUAGAAUGCAAAGAGGGGAGAAUCCUUUGAAAUGUACCUGAAAUGAAUCUCACCUUUCCCUCACUACAGUAAAAAAGCAUACUGUACACUAUUGUACCAAUGGAUUCUUGCUGUCAUUUAUUUAUUUCUGUAUAAGAAG
Messenger RNA from Lacerta agilis (Sand lizard), 1359 nucleotides. Its product is annotated as di-N-acetylchitobiase-like. The record is from RefSeq and is a predicted model, not a curated record. Gene Ontology annotation, biological process: chitin catabolic process; carbohydrate metabolic process. Bases 15 to 1160 code for a protein of 381 amino acids. The transcript has 7 exons. Gene Ontology annotation, molecular function: chitin binding; chitinase activity. NCBI's taxonomy places the organism in Eukaryota, Metazoa, Chordata, Lepidosauria, Squamata, Lacertidae. Gene Ontology annotation, cellular component: extracellular region.